Molecule: messenger RNA, 6347 nt
Organism: Chaetomium strumarium
Lineage: Eukaryota; Fungi; Ascomycota; Sordariomycetes; Sordariales; Chaetomiaceae
Product: proteasome stabiliser-domain-containing protein
Exons: 3
Coding region: 473-6283 (1936 amino acids)
Biological process (GO): proteasome assembly
Cellular component (GO): cytoplasm; nucleus
Molecular function (GO): molecular adaptor activity
Source: RefSeq, a predicted model, not a curated record
UUGAAGGUUGAAAGCUGUCAAGCUAGACAGAAGACUGAGCUCUUGUACCGGAAAUCACGUUGAUUUCUUUCAUCUUCAGAUAUUACGACAUCAUUUCUACCUACUUCCUUGCCAUCCACUGUUUGCUUAGUAACAAAGUCAAGAGGCGAGCCUGAAGUGGCCCUGAAGCUCGGCCGUUGCGUGUGCCGGAGCAGCCUGCAGGAGGCAAUGCUGAUGAGUCGCUGUUGCAGCAUCUACAAUUCUAAUAAAAAGGAUCUUUUAACCCCAAUAGAGUAACUUAUGUCCAAACUCUCAACAACAUCAACCGCGAAAGAUCUUGCCGGAUUUAGUUUACUUUAUUUAGGUGAUGCGCAUCGCAUUUGUCUCGCGUGCAUUUUCUUGAGAUUCGCCCCGAAGCGGUAGCCCCUCUCUCAUCAUCGCAGCCUUCCACUCCCGAUUCCCGAAUGCGCCCAGGACUCGAGUGCACCCCUUCAUGAUGGCCGGCCCGGUUGAUUCAAAGAGAGAGUUGGAGCUCAUAGAGAAGGUCGAGUGGAGGAUUCUCUCGGCUUCUUCGGACGAGGAGAAGCUACAGCAGCUGCUGAAGGUGUACCUGGCCCCAUUACUCCUGAAGGCCGGGAGCGGCCAUGUCUCGGUCCGCAACAAGGUCAUAUCGACAUGUCAGACUAUCAACAAGCUCAUCAAAUCUCCGAGCAUUAUCCUACCCGUGGCUGCCCUCCUUGACCAGUACAAGGCCACAGAACAAUCCCUGAUCAAGCACUUCGACUUGAUCUACAUCCAGCACAGCGUCCGGAAGCUAGACGUCGACGAGCAUCGAGCUCUGCUCCCUAAGGCUCUGCGCGGCAUCAGCAGCGAGCCGGCAUCAUCGGCCAGCCAACUCUUUAACGUCAUUCUGCGGAUGCUCCCCGCUGUCAGGAUCCCUCCGCGCGGAAGCAAGGAGGAUGUUGACUUCCGGGAAGCCAUGGGCUUAACAAACCCGCAGGAUGCCAGGUUCGUCGCCGAUUGGUUCGGGAAGUUGCUGCUGUUGAAGGCCAACGCGUCUGGCUCGGCGGAGUCGCCCGGCUUGUCAGACGAAGACAUCCAUUUCCUGACUGUGGGUAAGCCCGGGACUUGGGACCCUGCUGCGGGCGGGCUCACGCUUUCCGAGGCUCGGAUCCAGGUGGUCAACUUGCUCGCGAGCGGGGCCUUUACCGACGAAGAGAAGUUCAUUCCCGCCAUCUACGCGGCGUCGAGCCCCGACUACCGCGUCGCUGGUGUUGGGGAUGACCUUUUGAAGCGAAGUUCGGUCUCGCUCGAGGACAAGGGCCUGAUCCAGGAGCUCUUCCAAGCCCACGCGGCGCUGCCGGCGCCAUAUCGGAUCCGCAUUCUUGGGGUGCUCAGCAAGUCAGAGGUAGCGACCACCUUCGCCGACGAGGUCCUCGCUGCCUUCCGCCGUAACGUCGCCAGGCCAGCCGAGGCGGGCGAUGCAAUGCAGGUAGACGGCCAGCCGGCACCCGCCAAGUCACUAGGACUGGAACAGAACAGGCUUCAUCGGGCAUUGUUCGAAUAUAUCAACUGGGUGGCCCGAAUCGGCUCUGCGAAGACAGACUAUAACAAGAUAGGGCCACCGCUGAUCGAGAUGCUCAGGGCCUUUAUCGCCGACCAAGGCUGGCCCAAGCCCAAACGGCAAUCAGUUGACGAGAACACGCUGCGGUCCCGGGCGUACGAGACCAUCGGCAUCCUCGCCAAGGGCACGUCCAUGUCGAACACCGAGCGACUGUCCCUGGCCGGGUGGCUGUUCCGCUCCCUCUCCGAGGACCCGACCCCGGAUGUCGUGGUCAACAUCGACGGUGCACUUUCGAGCCUUACAAGCCUGUUCAAGCCCCCGCACGACCUCGUCGUCACCGCCCAGCUGCAGUCCAUCCUGCUGAGCUACAUGACGGCCAGGGAUGACGAUCCCGAAGUUGUCAGGAGCGCCCGGCAUGCCGUGGCCAAGUGGGCAAACCACUGCCUUCCCUUCUCCGACCUGUAUGCGCGGUGGAUCGAUAUUCUCGCGGUGGCCGGGCGUCCCGACGAGCGCAGCGACGUAGUCGAGGAGGGCCAGAAGGGACUGGACCCCUGGACAUACUACGCGAACGACGACAAGUCGAACGCCCUGCCUGACUGGAAGGAGAUGGUCCCGAUGUUCUUCAAACAGGCCAUCGUGCCGUUCCACACUUCCUCUCUGUUCGGCGGCCAGGACCGGGGCAUGGAUAUCGACGAUAGGGGUGUCUUUGUCAACUUCCCCGCGGAAUCGCUCCCGGCCUUCCCCGUCGCGGUCGAUUACUGCAAGCGCAUCAUGUUCCUGGCGGCGCUCAAGGACUUUGACGUCGAGCCGGGGUGGGAAAGGCGGCUGGGCGCGCUCGUGCAGUCGGACCUCGCCAGCCGCAACACCAUCCGGGCGUACCUGUCGUCAGAAGCACGCCAGGAGCAGGCGCUCGUCAAGCUCCUUCGCGCCGCGUUCGAGGGAAUGGUGAAGGACGAUGCCAGGAUCGCGGAGCCAUGCGCACAGUCGUUUGUGGACAUCGCGUCGCUCUCUCCCAAGGCCGUGCUGGAGCCCCUGGCAUCUCGCUCAAGCGAGCUGCUGGGCCUCGUCAAGUCAAACAAGAAGGAGCUGCGGGUUCUGGGUGCAAAGGCCUAUGGGAUCCUCGCGGCCCAUCCAUCCAACUCGGCCGAGGCCGUCGCUAGUUUCAAGGCCACACUGGGCAGCAUGAUCGGGAACUUUACGAGAGCGGUGGGGUCGGAACUAAAUGCGGUUGAGGGCGCGUUCCUUGCCCUAGCUCAUCUCGUCUCGAAGCGCAUUUACUACUCUGUGGAGGCGAGCACGAACCUCACUUCCAACCUCAGCCAGGUAUUGCCGACGCUCGACUCUGUGUCUUCGGCUACCGUGUCGACUCAAGAGGCGCUGCUGGAAGCCUACUCGCAGCUCUGGACGGCUGGUGUCCAGAUGGGUCCGGAAGCAGCAGACGGGGCUUCUCUGUCGAAAGCCUUCAUCGAUCCACUGGUGUCCCUUGCCAGGAAGGGCAACGAGAAGGCGAUCACGGCUCUUGGGCGACUGGCGAUCCCGCUGCCGACGACGGACUCAGCAGCCGAGAUCCUCGAUUCGAUCCUCGAGAAGCUUUACGCUCUUCACGAAAGUAAGCAGGUUGAGGUGCAGUUCGCUGUUGGAGAGGCCAUCGCAGCGGCCGUUGCGUGCUGGGACGCCGAUGUCGUUCAGCUCACCAUCGACGUCCAGGCCGCGGGAACUGCGUAUCGGGUACCCAAGCGCUCAGGGAGUCUCACUGCGGCGUUGGACAAGGUCCUGGCGGAUUGCAAAACCACCAAACCGUCUUUGCUGAAGGCUUCCGGCAUCUGGCUGUUCUGUCUUAUCCAGCACUGUUCGCAGCUUGAGGAGGUCCACUCGAGACUCAGGGAGUGCCAGGCCGCGUUCAUGCGGCUGCUCAGCGCCAGGGACGAGCUCGUUCAGGAGACUGCGUCGCGGGGCUUGUCUCUGGUGUACGAGAAGGGCGACGCGGCGCUGAGGGGCAACCUCGUCCGCGACCUCGUCUCGGCGUUUACGGGGUCUGGGCCUCAGCUCAAGGUGGAUCAGGAGACGGAGCUCUUCGAUGCCGGCGCCCUCCCCACCGGCGAGGGCAAGUCCGUCACGUCGUACAAGGACAUCGUCAGCCUGGCGAACGAGGUUGGCGACCCGAGCUUGGUGUACAAGUUCAUGUCGCUCGCCACCAAUGCCGCGACCUGGUCGACGCGGUCGGCCUUCGGGCGGUUCGGGCUCAGCAGCAUUCUUUCGUCCUCUGAAGUCGACCCGAAGCUCUAUCCCAAGCUCUAUCGUUACCGCUUCGACCCGAAUCAGAACGUCCAGCGCUCCAUGAAUGACAUCUGGAAGGCGCUCGUCAAGGACUCCAACGCCGUGCUGGAAACGCACUUCGACAGCAUCAUACAGGACCUGCUGAAGAGCAUCCUGGGAAGGGAGUGGCGCGUGCGCGAGGCCAGCUGUGCCGCCGUCUCGGAUCUAAUUUCCGGGAGGCCCUUCCCGGUGUACGAGCGAUACUACAAGGAUAUCUGGACGGCCGCGCUCAAGGUUCUGGACGACGUCAAGGCCACGGUCAGGAACGCGGCGCUCCACCUCUGCAUCGCCCUCUCCACGACUUUGGUCAGGCAACUCGAAGAGUCCGGCUCUACGACCACAGCCCGGGCGAUGAUCAACGAGGCGCUGCCGUUCCUGCUCUCCGACAAGGGCAUCGAGAGCAGCGUCGAGGACGUCAAGCUCUUCGCGACCAUCACCGUCAUGAAGAUCGCCAAGAGCGGCGGCGACGCGCUCAAGCCCUACAUCCCCACCAUGGUCCCGCACCUGCUCGGCCUGCUGAGCACGAUCGAGCCCGAGGCCAUCAAUUACCACUACCAGCGCGCCGGGGACGACAACCGCGAGAAGAUCGACAAGCUGCGCAGCGCCAUGGUCUCGCGCAGCCCCAUCGCCGAGGCAAUCGACAACUGCCUGCGCAGCGUCGACGACGCCGUCAUGGCUGCCCUGGCCCCGAAGCUGCAAGAGUCUAUCAAAUCCGCGCUGGGCAUGCCCACCAAGAUCGGCUGCGCCCGCGUUCUCUCGACCCUCGCCACGCGCCACGCCCUCUCCUUUGCGCCCUAUUCCCAGACCUUCCUCACAAUGAUGGAGAAGCAGACGCUCGACCGCAACGACGAAGUCUCGCAGAACUACGCCCGUGCCGCCGCCUACCUGAUACGGAUCAUCCCUUCUCCGGACGCUAAGACCAACUUCACCAACCGGCUCGUGACGCUUUACCUGACAGCGGAAGACGAGACGCGCAGGCAGAAGAUCGCCGACGCGGUGCUGGCCCUGUCCAAGAUCUCCCCAGACCAUUUCGCGUCGCUCGAGACGGUGCUCUUGCCGUUUGCCUUUCUCGCCAUGCACGACACGGACGAGUCCGCCUACGUCAGCAAGGCGGCGGGCGAGGUGUGGGACACCCACGCCGGCAGCACGCCGCGCACCGUGGCGCGCUACCUGGCCGAGAUUGUCGCGCUCGUCGAGAGAUGUCUUGUUGACACCCCGCAGUGGGCGCUGAAACAUACCGGUGCACUCGCGUGCGCGGCUGUUGUUGAGGCUGUUACUUCUACUAGUUCUAGUAGUAGUGGUAGUCAAGGGAAUGUGGAGAGUGUGAAGAGAGCGGUAUUGUGGCCGGUGUAUGAGCGCGCGCUGGCGCUCAAGACGUUUGAGGGGAAGGAGAAGCUGCUAGAGCAUUUUCCCGACUUUGUCAAGGCCACUACUAGUACUACUACUACUACUACUACUACUACUACUACUACUACUACUAAAGGGGAUGAUGAUGAGAACCUACAGUGGCACAGGCAGUUGGCGGAGCAGACCAAGAAAAUUGCCUUGCGCGAGGCGAGGCGGAAUAAUGACGCCUACCGCCCGCAUGCCUUCCGCUGUCUGUGGCGGGUGGCGGCGGUCAGGGAGGAUGAUCUCGAUAUGCUGUCGGAGAUUGCGGAUGUUGUUGCGCCGUUUGUGGCGGUAGUGGGAGAAGGAGAAGAAGGUGGGGAUGGGGAUGCGAUGGAUGUGGAUAAUACCACUACUACUACGACCAGUACUAGUAAGAGAAAGGGGAAGGGGAGAGCGCACGGGUUGGAUCUCAAAAGCCGCACGACAUGGGCUGCCAUCGAGGCCAUUGUCAAAGGGUAUAACCGCCCCAAGAUGAGGCGGAACCCCACGGCGGUGUUGCGGCAGGUUGUCCUCGCACUGGAAGACGCCGCGGGCAACAACAACAACAAGACCCUCAACGCGCAGCAGUCACCACCACCAUCACCACCAUCACCACCGUGUGUAGCCCGCCCGGAGUAUGCCACCCUCCGCCGCGCCCCGUUCUGGUACGAUUGUGUGCGGGACGUGCUCGAGGAUGCUGCUGCUGCUGCUGCUGGUGACGAUGACGACGCGGCAGCAGCGGCUCCAGAGCCGGCUGAUCAGGUCCGGGAGGUUGUGAUGUGGUUCUUGCGCACGCUAGACCUCUCCUCUGAGGCGGCGGAUGAUGCGGGCACGGGCACGGGCACGGGUACGGAAGAGCAGCGUCUUGCCAGGGCGAGGGCGGCCAAGGUUGUGAUGCGGUUUGGGAUGGUGCGCUUGCGCAUGCGCACUGGGCCUGAUGUUGAUGCGGGCUGGGUGGCGGAGAUGAGGAGUAUGGUGGAUGGGAUGCUGCGGAGGGAGAGGUCGCUUGAUGUGCAGAAGGUGUGGAGGGAGUGUUUGGGGGUUCUUGACGCUUAGUAUGGGAUGUUUCGUAUUUAAGGUAGUAUCUACGGGUUAGAGAAAUUGAAUUGUGUUGGCUUCA